CACUUCUGCAGAUAGGGCUGUCUUGAAUCGAUAUUCUCGUGCCCGACACAUGGCAGAGCCAAAUGCCCGAGGGCCUUUUUCACUCACCCAUGCUGUCAAUCUGGAAUCUAGUUCUACUCAACAAGGUCCGCAGAUUGAAUUGCAUCCUUCCCAGUUAAAAAGAACAACUUGUGACCACUGUCGUGAGCGCAAGGUACGCUGUGACCGGGAAAAGCCUGAAUGUGGCCGGUGCAAGCGAACCGGCCAUAGAUGCACUUAUCCAUCAACAAGUAGUGAGGCGUCCCGAAUCAACUCAGCAUUGCAAAAUCUUCAUGCCCGUCUUAUUCAAGCCGAGUCAAGGCUUCAGGAGCAGGAUGUUCCCCUCCGAUCGUCAGAAGUUUUCAUCUCUGAUGCUCAUUCAGAAUCGACUGGGGGCAUCCAUAGCACCCCUACUCAAAUUAAUAAUGUCGACAUGGUCGGUUCUGCUGCAUUAGGCGUUGAAUCAUGGGAGCCAUCUAUAGAUUUUAGUAUCUCGGAUGAUUUUCUUGAGAUUGGAGAGCUGCCAGAGUACCAUGAUUUACACUAUGACUUUCCUGCUCUGCAUAGAUCAGAAUCCGGCCGUCCGAGUCCCUUGCCCGUAGCUACAUGGAUUCCGGACUCAUUAUUAGAAGACCACAAGCCAGUACAUAAUUCAUAUGCUGGCAUUAAUAAUACAACUAGCCAGAUAUCUCCAGCUACCAUGAAGCAACUCGUCCAGGCAUAUUUUGAUAUUGUACAAAAGCACCUCUUAUUAAUUGAUCAAUCACGAUUCUUACAAACCACCUUUCCCUCAAAACUUCAUCAAUGUCAAGGGCUCAAAUAUGCAGUUGCUAUGUCUGGAGCAGGUGCAAGCAGCGACAUGGUUAAUCUAGAACAGCAUUGCUACACAAUUGCACGGCAACACCUUGAACUCGCCGAGACUCAGAUUGAUAAUUCUUCCUUUAUGAAUCUUGAAACAGCACAAAUGUUGGUCCUGAUCGCUCGUUUUGAGUUCACCCGAUUCAAUUCUCAACGAGCCCUGAUCACCAUGGCCCGGCUCAUGCAGCUGGUUAGCCUGCUGGAAUAUGAUUGCCUUGAUAAUGGAAAUUGUCAAAGGGGUCAGAACAGUAUCACAUCAUCCUUGCCACUCUCAGACCCGAGUUUCGCCAGGUUGCAAGAGAUGCAAUACACCUUUUGGAUAUCUUUUACGAUGCACUGUCACGCAGUGGACAUUUGUGCUAAAUGUAACCCUAUGGAAAUUGAUUUGAUCCGCACUGCAUUACCGUCAAACUCUAGCGGUCCCGCAGGUGAUGAAAAGACACUUACCACCGAUGUUGCAUCGCAUGUAAAUAUCAACCAACUCGAACCCUUUUCUCUUUUUAUACUCGCCAUGAAUCUUGUUGCAACUACUGAGAGCCACCGCCGCUUAACUGCUGCGAACGUGGCCAGAACCGGUGCCCCAGACUACAAUUUCUGCCUCGCUCACGAAAGAAUUGAAACCAAAAUCAAUGCCAUCCUCUCCGCCUUGUCCUCCUCUGCACUCUUAACCGGGCCAAGCAUGGAGCUGCACGCACCUACCCUCAUCAUUACGCUUGGUGCGCGCAUCAUUCUAUACCAAGCCGCCAUUUGCAAUGUGCAAAAGGCUCAAUUCUUGGGUCCCGUUGCCGGCGAGAGCCAGAAAAUGAUGGUCUCAACGGCAAACGCUAUGUGCGAUGUGUUACUGCAGACUGACAUGCUAAACCCGAACAAGGUGUCUAUGUACCGAGAGAUGAGCCUUUUCAUCAUGCAACCACUGAGCCUCGCCGCGGAGACUGAACUGAAUGCACUGCAGCAAAGUGCUCAAGGGGACGGGUUGAAUGUUUAUAACACCAAUCGGGAGAUUCGGCACUGCCUGGAAACCAUUUGUGGCGCCAUGGAGGCACUCAGUUACUCGACAAGCCAAUACGAAUCAUGUACUACCAAAUGUCGGGCCUUUUUGGAGAGUACUCAAUUUGAGAGUCGUUUCAAUAAGGAGUUUGGAAAUCAGCGACCGUCUAAUUAAUGUUAUGCCGGUGUGUUGGGAAAGCCUUUUGCCCUGUUUUUCUUUUUUUCCCUAUAUUUUCUCCUUAUAAAAAACUUUUAUAGAGGUACAGACUGUGAUUUAUCUAAGAAACAAUCCUUCU
Messenger RNA from Xylona heveae TC161, 2159 nucleotides. RefSeq lists its product as hypothetical. The transcript is spliced from 6 exons. NCBI's taxonomy places the organism in Eukaryota, Fungi, Ascomycota, Xylonomycetes, Xylonales, Xylonaceae. Gene Ontology annotation, cellular component: nucleus. Gene Ontology annotation, molecular function: DNA-binding transcription factor activity, RNA polymerase II-specific; zinc ion binding. Gene Ontology annotation, biological process: regulation of DNA-templated transcription. The coding region runs from base 50 to 2038 and encodes 662 amino acids. The record is from RefSeq and is a predicted model, not a curated record.